CGCCCGCCGGGGAGACCCAGAGCAGGGGCCUGCCCAUCUUCCAGGCGCGGGGGCAGCUGCUCCGCCAGCUCCGGAGCCUGGACAGCGCCGUCCUCAUCGGGGAAACAGGCUCAGGGAAGACCACUCAGAUCCCGCAGUACCUCUACGAAGCAGGAAUCGGCCGCCAAGGCAUCAUUGCGGUGACCCAGCCUCGUCGGGUAGCUGCUAUCUCCUUAGCCACCAGAGUCUCCAAUGAGAAGAAAACCGAGCUGGGGAAACUGGUCGGCUACACCGUGCGCUUUGAAGACCUCAGCUCCGAAGAGACGCGAAUCAAAUUCCUGACAGACGGGAUGCUCCUCCGCGAAGCCAUCGGUGACCCCCUGCUGCGCAAAUACAGCGUCAUCAUUCUGGACGAAGCUCACGAGAGGACGAUCCACACAGACGUGCUCUUUGGGGUGGUGAAAGCGGCGCUCAGGAAACGGAAGGAUUUGGGCAAAUUCCCGCUCAAAGUGGUGAUCAUGUCAGCGACUAUGGACGUGGACCAGUUCUCUCAGUACUUCAACAGAGCCCCAGUCCUCUACCUAGAAGGCCGGCAACACCCAAUCCAGAUCUUUUACACCAAACAGCCUCAGAGCGAUUACCUCCAAGCAGCACUGGUGUCCGUCUUCCAAAUCCAUCAGGAGGCACCUUCUUCUCAGGACAUCCUGGUGUUUCUGACUGGCCAGGAGGAGAUCGAAGCGAUGACCAAAACCUGCCGCGACAUUGCCAAGCACCUUCCCGACGGCUGCCCCCAGAUGGCGGUGAUGCCCCUCUAUGCUUCGCUGCCCUACUCGCAGCAGCUCCGCGUCUUUCAGCCUGCCCCCAAGGGCUAUCGCAAAGUGAUCCUUUCAACCAACAUUGCGGAAACCUCCAUCACCAUUGCAGGAAUAAAAUACGUUGUGGACACAGGCAUGGUGAAAGCAAAGAAGUACAGCCCCGAGAGUGGCCUGGAGGUGUUAGCUGUGCAGCGGGUGUCGAAGGCCCAGGCCUGGCAGCGUACGGGACGAGCGGGGCCAGAGGACAGUGGCGUCUGUUACCGGCUCUACACGGAGGAUGAGUUCGAGAAGUUUGAUAAAAUGACGAUACCAGAGAUCCAGAGGUGUAACCUGGCCAGCGUGAUGCUCCAGCUCCUGGCUCUGAGAAUUCCCAACGUUCUCACCUUUGACUUUAUGUCCAAGCCAUCCCCCGAUGCCAUUCGCGCAGCCAUUGAGCAACUGGAUCUGCUGGGGGCGGUGGACCGGAAGGAGGCUCAGGUGAUGCUGACCCCGCUGGGACGGAAGAUGGCAGCGUUUCCUCUGGAACCCAAGUUCUCUAAGACUAUCCUCCUGUCCCCCAAGUUCCACUGCACGGAGGAGAUCCUGACCAUCGUGUCCCUGCUCUCAGUGGACAGCAUCCUCUACAACCCCCCGUCCCGGCGGGAUGAAGUGCAGUCUGUCCGGAAGAAGUUCAUCUCCAGCGAGGGAGAUCACCUCACUCUGCUCAACGUGUACCGAGCCUUCAGAAAUGUCAGCGGCAAUAAGGAAUGGUGCAGAGAGAACUUUGUGAACAACAGGAACAUGAUGCUGGUGUCGGAGGUCAGAGCUCAGCUCAGGGAUAUUUGCCUAAAGCUAUCAUUACCGAUUGAGUCCUCCCGAUCGGACACAGGGAAUAUCCGCCGCUGCCUGGCUCACAGCCUCUUCAUGAACACUGCAGAGUUGCAGCCCGAUGGCACCUAUGCCACCGUAGACUCCAACCAGCUCGUGGCAAUCCAUCCCUCUUCUGUCCUCUUCCACUGCAAGCCAGCCUGCGUCACUUACAACGAGCUGCUUCACACCAACAAGUGCUACAUGAGAGACCUGUGUGUGGUGGAUGCAGAUUGGCUGUAUGAUGCUGCACCCGACUACUUCCGUAGAAAGCUAAGAGCAGCCAAGAACUGACCUGCUCUGUGUGCCACCGCACGAACCCUGGGAGAUUUCUAGGGUUUUUUGUAAUGAAUGUACAGGAACAAUAGUGCUUUGCCUUGCCAAUCAGGUAGGGCUGUACAGGAAAUGGCUUCUUCACAAGAGCCAUACCUCAUGCACUGUUGGACUGGCUUAGAACAAUCAUCCUUUAUUACAGUUAAUAAAUAAAAGGGCAACAUCACACAUGAACAUAGUGUAUAUAUUAACAUGUGCAGGUUGGGGUGGUGGUCUUGGAGUCCAAUUUUUAAAACUAAUGGAAAUAUAUCGGGGUUGUGUAUGAACAAAUGAGAUCCCACGGGGACCCUUUUGAGCAGAGCAGGAAUUUUUUGACAAUUGCCCUUGUCUCCUUUGCAGGCUUUAUCGGCAAAAAGUUUUAAAUCUUUGUGUAUAGUUGUAUUAACAGGACAAAACUACCUUUUUUAAAUGUACAUUUUUUGGAGGGAGGUGCUAAUGAAUUUUACCUCGUCCGACAUCUUUCUGCCUGAUGUUACUUUCACCUAUUUGACCCAUCUGAAAGCAGGAAAGGUUUAUCUGAAUUGACAGCUCUUCAUUGCUUGUACCUGUUUGUAAGCCCAACCUUGUGGGGCUGAUAGCGGUGCAGUGGCAUGGCGAGAGAUGAUCAGUCACCUCCGUCGUUUGCUAGCGGAGGGACUGCAGGCAUCUCUUUCAAAUGCUUCCUUCGUUUGUAAUUGCUGCACCAUCAGCCCAGCAGUGUCUCUCUCAUCCCGUUGGUUUUCAUGUAGUUGUGUAGCAAACCAGCUGCCAUGCAGGUAAAAUGCUUCUGGGACUGCCCCCGUUCAGCCACACCAAAGUGCCAAUAUUCCCAUGGAAUGCUGGCCCUUCACCACAGCUGUGGACGUCGGCAUUGGCAGGUUAGUUCUAAGCUGCUAGGCGACCCUUGUACAUCUCCACACUGCACUUCUUGCCGAUAGACACAGAAUCUGAAGCCAGUUGGCCGUCGCAACGCCAAACUAGGGAAAGCAAUGGAUUGACAUUUGGACCGCCUACAUCUGUAGCGCUCGGUUGUUUACAGCAGUAAUGUGUGGCUUUGGCUUCAAGAGCUAGUGCUGAGAAUUGUCUCUCAAGCAAGAGAAGUUGAUGUCGGUUUAAGUGGUCUUGCCUGGUGGUUGCAGUUGCCCAAUAGUAGUACAUAAUGUGCACAUGCACUGCAGCAGUAAAGGAAUGCUGGGCUCGCAGCCAGGAUAGAGUUCAAUGCAAGAAGAUUUUUAAUCCACUAUGGAGCUUUUCUAAGUAGUAUGUGUUAAAGAACUUAGGUAACAUUUCUGCUGUGAGUUGGAGUUUGUUUUUUUUAAAUUGGCAACAUGCUGGGGUCUAAGUCUUGCUUGGGCAGGUGUGGCUAGUCACAUGUUCCAGGCAAUUCAUAACUAAGUAAUCCAUAGAAAAGUCAUAACUACAGAUGAUAAACCAGAUACUUACAACUGAAAUGGUUAAAGUAGCUAGGUAUGAAGCUCUCAGGCUCUUUACAUGGCAGACUGUCUGCUGAAUCAGCAAAAACCAGUGUCCUCUGCACUUGCUUUUCAGCAUUCCCACAAAGCACAAAUCUUUAAUGAAAUCUUUGCUUUUUACUUAGGAAGCCAGGCACACAUUGUUGGGCUUUAUCACAGACUGUUUAGUGAUGUUGAGUUGGGCAGCGAUCUAUUAUGUAUCGCCUCUCUCCAAAUGCCACAGUAAUUACUUGACUGUAUAACCAGCUAUCUUCUGAGUACAGUCUUUUCCUGUACAUUGUGAUUGAGAAACAUUGUUAUUCCUCACUAUAUCUGUGAGAGAGGGGAUGGGAUUCAGACUGCUAACUUUUGUGCUCUGCCAGCUCAAAUUGUUGUGCCAAUCUUUGCCUGAAGAGGGUUUCUUUACCAUAGUAGCCAAACCAGAAGCAAAGACUUUGUUCCAGACUGAAUCCAGAAAUCUGGCAGGAAAGAAAUUGCCAUCCAACAUACUGUCCUACACACAUAUGUUUGUGUUUCCUCUUUGGCCAGGUUAGAACUUCCAAGUUCACUACUUGGAGGCAGCAGAUCACAUGUCUUAUCCUUUGCAAUAGUUCAUCCGUUUCUUUUGCAGCAAACUUUACAGAAAAAAAAGAUGAUGUAAUUGAGAGUCAGACUUCCUCAAAGACUCUUUAAUCAUCGUAUAAUUAUUUUCUCUCUGUUUUACACCAGUAUUUUUCUGCUUUUUUGGGGGUUGUUUUGCCCUUCAUUAGACCUUUGUAGGACGGCAACAUUGGCUAGGAACAUUUCAUCUGUCUUUGGCAUUUUGGGCUUCCUCCCGCAUUAUAGCAUCUAGUGGUCAGAUGCUUCACUGUAGAAAAAUGGCAAUAAGAACCAAUCUUAUUUUUAAUCCUGUGUUUUAUACAGGAACUAAGGCAGGUUCAGCCAGUCUAACUGCUUGAUUGUCCAAAUAUUAUUUGCCUCUUAAUGUCUUGAAUAAGUGGAAUGGACUGUUCUAUAUUGUCCAUAAGGUAAGGUACAGAGAAAAAUUAUAAGUUUUAAAAAUUAAAUCCUUUUGAGUAUUUCUAAAACAACUUCUCUGGGAGAGGUAUCUUCUCAGUUCAACAGAAAUCUCUUUGCACAAUUUGAGUUGUUCAGUUUUAUGAUGAGUUGAAUUAAAGCAGAUUUCUAAAAGGGGAAGAUGGGAAACUUUUAUCAGUUAAUGUGAUUAGUUAACAUGAGCUACUCUGGGAUAUCCCAGUUUGACUAAAAUGGUGUUUAGUCCACUCUUGUAUUUUUCAAACAUCCAUUUUACUUUGUUUUUUAAUCUUUUAAUGGUGCUGCUCAGGGAUAGAAUCAUAUUGGAAAACUCAUUCUUCUUCUGAACAGAGAAGGUGCUGACUUCACUGUGCAACCGUCAGGGAGAAGUUAUGCUUCCUGUCUUGUUUUCCCCCCC
Messenger RNA from Pelodiscus sinensis (Chinese soft-shelled turtle), 4856 nucleotides. It is a transcript of the gene DHX33, whose product is annotated as DEAH-box helicase 33. Gene Ontology annotation, molecular function: double-stranded RNA binding; ATP binding; helicase activity. Lineage: Eukaryota; Metazoa; Chordata; Testudines; Trionychidae. Gene Ontology annotation, cellular component: intracellular anatomical structure; nucleolus. Gene Ontology annotation, biological process: positive regulation of transcription by RNA polymerase I. The record is from RefSeq and is a predicted model, not a curated record.